AUGCCCACUGAAUUAGAGGAGUUAGUUGGGUUUUUGCACCUGCCACAGCCAGCUGUUGUUCAAAUAGCGUUGGACAACUUGGUAGGCUAUUCUUCCGGUCCUCAUCAAAAGGUUUUUGCAUACGAUGACUACAAGAGCAUCACGGAUUUGAAAAAGCUUGCGCAGGAGUCAGGAAAGACCACGGUGAGCCAGGCAGUAACUAUACUAGCGAAUCUCUGUGACGAUGAGACCAUGAGGAGAUUAAUAGUAAAGGACCUCGACUUUCUUAAGUAUUUGGUGUCGUCAAUCAUUAGACUUUCCAACACGGUAACGGACUUGAUGUGCAUCCUACUUGCCAACUUGGCAAAAGAUGAUCAAAUUACAAAAAUCUUCGACAUCAAAGUCCCUCUUGAUGAUGAGGCAAAGAAGACUUUUGCGUCCGAGAAUGCUGUGGAUUGUUUAAUGGAUUGUUUCGUCAAGGGUGCCAAUCGCACGCUAAACAAGUACGCAGAUUUUGACUACUUGGCUUACUUCUUCGCUGACCUCUCCCGAUUUAAGAAGGGCAGAGACUAUUUUGUCACUGAGCAACUGUAUGACAAUGUCGUUCCCAUCUCGAAAUUGUUGGUCUUCACCGAGAAGUACGAUUCUAAAGUCAGACGCGAAGGUGUCGCUUCCACUAUAAAAAACUCACUUUUUGAUGUUGAAAAACACCAGCUUUUAGUUACAGAUGAGAAGAUCAAUUUGUUGCCUUAUCUUUUGUUGCCAAUUGCUGGUCCUGAGGAAAUUGACGAAGAUGACUUGUUCAACCUUCCUGAUGAGCUUCAGCUAUUACCUCCCAAUAAAGAGCGGGAUCCAGUAGACACGGUCAUUUGCACACAUCUCGAAUCUUUGCUUUUAUUGUGCACCACAAGAGCAUUAAGAGAGCAUCUUAGAGAAAAAGCUGUCUAUCCUUUGAUUAGAGAGCUCCACAAAGCUACUAAUAACCAAGACAUUGCUGAUCUCUGUGACAGAUUGGUGCAGCUAUUGAUGAGGGACGAGGCCGAGGAUAAAGCUGACAUGGCUGUCGAAAGUGAUGACGACGAUAAAAUUGUAGAGGUUGUUUGA
Candidozyma auris is the source of this 1083-nucleotide messenger RNA. RefSeq names its product Hgh1p (gene HGH1). The coding region runs from base 1 to 1083 and encodes 360 amino acids. The transcript has a single exon. NCBI's taxonomy places the organism in Eukaryota, Fungi, Ascomycota, Pichiomycetes, Serinales, Metschnikowiaceae. The record is from RefSeq and is a predicted model, not a curated record.